This is a messenger RNA of Nematolebias whitei (Rio pearlfish), 318 nucleotides long. RefSeq names its product protein Wnt-7b-like. The transcript has 3 exons. Bases 1 to 318 code for a protein of 105 amino acids. NCBI's taxonomy places the organism in Eukaryota, Metazoa, Chordata, Actinopteri, Cyprinodontiformes, Rivulidae. Gene Ontology annotation, cellular component: extracellular region. Gene Ontology annotation, molecular function: frizzled binding; cytokine activity. The record is from RefSeq and is a predicted model, not a curated record. Gene Ontology annotation, biological process: canonical Wnt signaling pathway; cell fate commitment; neuron differentiation.
AUGAUCAUCCUCUCGUCUCGCAGUGUGCUGCUGUCUGUCUACUACCCGCAGAUCUUCCUGAUCCUGACGAGCGGCAGCUACCUGGCCCUGUCCUCGGUGGUGGCUCUGGGUGCCAACAUAAUCUGCAACAAGAUUCCUGGGCUGGCACCUCGCCAGCGGGCCAUCUGUCAGAGCCGCCCAGACGCCAUCAUUGUUGUUGGCGAAGGUGCCCAAAUGGGCAUCAAUGAGUGUCAAUACCAGUUCCGAUAUGGACGGUGGAACUGCUCGGCACUGGGAGAAAGGACGGUCUUUGGUCAGGAGCUGCGAGUUCUGCUAUGA